AUGGAGAGCCUCCCGCAGGAUUGGCAGAAUCGGGCAAGGAGGACCGGUCUUCCGACAAGGGGCUGGAGGUGCUCCAAAAGCACCUGGCGGGUGUCGGCUCGUCGUGUGUUUGAGAAGGCGUUUGCCGGCGGUGGUGACGGCCGCGAAGAGAAGGAUGGCGGGGGCGUUGUGCUUAUCAAGCUUCACGACGCUAACAGUGACCAGGUCCAUAUCGACCCAUCUGCCGAGUUGUUUUCGCCCAUAGUCAAGUUGCGUGUCGGUGAGACGCACCACUGCAAGCGGGGAAAUGAUUCUACUGGUCAGGAUGAAAUUCUGUGUCCCAGAUUUGAUUCGACAAAUCAGAAGGGCUCGUGCUUUCAGUUGCAACGCAGUCAUAUGCGGCUGGCUGCAGUUGUCCACGUCACUCAGCACACCUCUGAACUUGUCAAGACCAAUGAACAAAAUUUGAUGGUGUUGGUUCAUCGGCAGACAUGCGAGUGGAUAGAUCACGUGUGCAACCACGUGAUCUUGGAACACGUCGCAGAGAUUCCAACAGAUCCAUGCGAAUACGUAGAUAGUUACAGAAGAAGAUAG
Messenger RNA from Pyricularia grisea, 573 nucleotides. RefSeq lists its product as uncharacterized. NCBI's taxonomy places the organism in Eukaryota, Fungi, Ascomycota, Sordariomycetes, Magnaporthales, Pyriculariaceae. The record is from RefSeq and is a predicted model, not a curated record. The coding region runs from base 1 to 573 and encodes 190 amino acids. The transcript has a single exon.